Rhincodon typus (whale shark) is the source of this 2971-nucleotide messenger RNA. It is a transcript of the gene pmm2, whose product is annotated as phosphomannomutase 2. The transcript is spliced from 8 exons. The record is from RefSeq and is a predicted model, not a curated record. Gene Ontology annotation, biological process: mannose metabolic process; GDP-mannose biosynthetic process; protein N-linked glycosylation. Bases 96 to 893 code for a protein of 265 amino acids. Gene Ontology annotation, molecular function: phosphomannomutase activity. Gene Ontology annotation, cellular component: cytosol. Lineage: Eukaryota; Metazoa; Chordata; Chondrichthyes; Orectolobiformes; Rhincodontidae.
UUCCGCUCACGUCAGGAACUACAACUCCCAGGAUUCAGCUCGAUGACGCCUGCGCUCUGAGCCUUUCCUGGAGCCGGUGGUGACCUAGCAGCAAGAUGGCAGCGGCGGAGGUCGGCUGUGGCGGCGGCGGCGGCGGCGGCAGCAGCAGCAGCAGCAGCAGCAGGAGGGUCCUGUGCCUCUUUGAUGUGGAUGGGACGCUCACCAAACCCCGGCAGAAAAUCACUUCGGAGAUGGAUGAAUAUAUACAACAUUUAAGGGAAAAGGUGAAAAUUGGAGUUGUGGGCGGUUCUGAUUUCGAUAAAAUUAAAGAGCAGCUGGGAGACGAGGUUGUUUGCAAAGUCGAUUAUGUAUUUGCUGAAAAUGGCUUAGUUGCAUAUAAAGCUGGCAAGUUUUUUGCUAAACAGACCAUCCAGAGCUAUAUUGGUGAGGAUAUCCUGCAAGACCUGAUCAAUUACUGUCUAAAUUAUAUGGCCAAGAUUAAGCUGCCUAAAAAAAGAGGCACAUUCAUUGAAUUCCGUAAUGGAAUGCUGAACAUCAGUCCAAUCGGUCGAAAUUGCAGCCAAGAAGAACGUAUUGAAUUCUUCGAACUUGACAAAGAAGAAAAGAUCAGAGAAAAAUUUGUGGCUGAUUUACGAAGAGAAUUUGCAGGGAAGGGCCUCACUUUUUCUAUAGGUGGACAGAUCAGUUUUGAUGUGUUUCCAAAUGGAUGGGAUAAGCGAUACUGUCUGGGAAUUCUGGAGAGUGAUAACUAUGAGACCAUCCAUUUCUUUGGUGAUAAAACCUCACCAGAUGGGAAUGACUAUGAAAUCUUCAGUGAUCCAAGAACUAUAGGCCAUUCUGUCACAUCCCCAGAGGACACCAGGAGAAUCUGUGAUGAAUUGUUUUUCCACUGAGAGAUUAGCAUUCCAACAUAGUUGUUUUUUCCCAAGUUCACAUCAUCUAGUUGAAGAAAUAUACCUGGAUUAAACUUUUCUCCCCUCCCAAUUAAAUCUUAUUUUUCCUGGAAUAUUCAGCAAAAAUGCUGAAAAUUGUUUAUCAUUACAGAUGCAACUUCUAAUUUGUUUUAAAAAACGGUGCGGUAUUGAAUAACUGUCGAGCGAGCUUUGAGUGUGGUCUCAAAGUACAAGUAAAGAUUAAAUCUCAAAAUAACAGAUUUUCUGACUGAUGAAUGGAAACUAAAGGUGUUGUCACGAUGAUUCAGCUAAUUGCACUGCUUCUAAUAAAAGCAGAAUACUGCAGAUGCUGGAAAUCUAAAAUAAAUACAGAGAAUGCUGGAGAAACUCUAGCAGGUCUGGCAGCAUCUAUGGGAAAAGAAAGAGUCAAUGUUGCGAUUCCAGUAUGACAGUUUCAGUUCUGAAGAAAAGCCAUAUUGGGCUUGAUUGAAAUGUUAACUUUUUCUCUCUUCACAGAUGCUGCCAGAUCUGCUGGAGUUUCUCCAGCAUUCGUUUAUAUUUGCACUGCUUACCUCAAUGUACAAUAUUCAGGAAUCUGAUUAUUCAUUUAUUAUACAUAAAUGAAUAAGGCAGUUGACAAAUAGUACUCUAGAAAGGUGGUGUUCCUUUUUUUUCAAAUUGAUAUGGUCUGGUUAGCUAAAUCACAAAUAGAAACUUGAAUAGAUACUUAACAAUUGCACCUUAAUGUGGAGUCUUUAUUUUAUUACUUUGGAUUCAAUCAAGGACCUAUACUCUGCAUUUUCCGCAAUUGUGCUGGUCACUGAGAUUUACAAGGAUGCAGUAUGAUAUAACUGAGCCUACUGUAGCAGCCCUGCAGUGAUUUUGCUAAUUAUCUCUCACAGAUUCUGAUUUUAGAAAUAAUGCUCAUAGCCCAUCUACAGAACCAUCUGCUGUGUAAUCUUCAUUUUUAAUUAUAAACUGCAAUUUUCCACAAUGAUUCAUGAUUGAUUUCCCAAAAAUCUAAUUAUGAUCAUCUACCUUUGAAUUAAUAAAUUUCCCUAUUUGGGAAUCAUUACAUUUCAAUCCAAGGAUGGCUGUUAAUUCAGUUAUUCUGUAAAUACGAUUACUACUGUGCAGGAGAGGGCUAUUUGGUCCAUUGUGCCUUGCACCGGCUCUAUUUCCUAGUGCUGAACUGCGACAUAUCCCUGCAUAACACUAUCCGAAAAAAAUCCAAUGCCCUCUUGAAUGCCUCAAUUGAACCUGUUGAAUAAUGGUGAACCAAUUGCUUUUUAGAUUGCAAGAAGGUAAACAAUAGGGUUUCCACAGAAUUGGUACCAGGACCAAUAUUUCUCAAUCAUAUUAGUGACCGAAGAACAUGAUACAAUAACAUUAAUUUCCUACCUCUAGCCAUAUGUAGUAAGAUGGAUACCCUACUUUUUUUUUUAAAUGAUAGGUAUUUAUCAGAUUGUGGGUAAAUCAUUUUAAAUGACUGUUGCUUGUGCUUGUUAAUUCAAAAAGGUAGGAAUGACAAAACUAGAACUGAAUGCAGGUUUUUUUUAAAAAAAGCACCUAGUGAAACAUGCUGCCUUUUCUAACAUUUAAUUAUUUUGACAUCAUACAACAUUCCAUUUUAGAUCUUGGCUGAAAUUUCUUUGUCAAAAGUUUUUGUGCACAUUUGAUAAUGUCCACCCUGAUGUGAUUAUGUACACUGCAAAGCGUGUUGUACCUUUCUCAAAUCAAUAAAGCUGUGAUCAGAGUUAUUUCAGAAAAAGCUGGCUACAGUCACAUCUUUUUGAAAUCCAGUUCAAGGACAAAUCCACUCCCAGAGUUACAUUUGGAGUUGGUCAUUAUCAGACAUCUUUUCAUCUUCUGUGACUUUCUUCAAGGCAUGGACUAUGAAAUGUGGUCCUGUGCCUACGAUUCUAAUGUUUGAGUAACCAGAAUAGUUAUUUACUAAUUUAACACUGCAAUGAAUGCUAAAGCAUUCAGAUCCUUAAGAUCACAAUUUGUUUUUAUAAAGUAUUGGCAUGUUUAAUUGUACAUUUGAAAUAAAAAGAUCAAUGCUGUACUUAAAAACA